Messenger RNA from Salarias fasciatus (jewelled blenny), 2077 nucleotides. It is a transcript of the gene ifi35, whose product is annotated as interferon-induced protein 35. NCBI's taxonomy places the organism in Eukaryota, Metazoa, Chordata, Actinopteri, Blenniiformes, Blenniidae. The transcript has 10 exons. Gene Ontology annotation, cellular component: nucleus. Gene Ontology annotation, molecular function: RNA binding. Bases 68 to 1177 code for a protein of 369 amino acids. The record is from RefSeq and is a predicted model, not a curated record.
CUGAUAUUGCUCGGAAAUGAAAGCGAAAGAACAAAGUUGAGGUCGACGACAGGAGAUUACUUUCAUUAUGUCGUCAGAUGAGGAUUUUUCUCUGGUGACUGAACCAAAUGGAGAAUCUUUGUCCCAAAUCCAGGAUUCAAUCAGCAAGUUUAAGAAGAAGUACGAUCAGCUGACGGAGGAGCAGAAGGAGCUGAGCGACUGCAGAGACGAGCGGCGGCAGCUCGCCGAGCAGUUCAAGCAGCGGCGCGACAAGCUGCUGCUGGCCAUGGAGGAGGACGAGGAGGCGCACAGCAGGGAGCUCAACGACCAGCUGGCGAAGCUGGACGCUCUGAAGCAGGACGAGAUGGAGCUGAUGAAGGAGAUCCAGAAGGCGGAGGCGGCGCUGAAGAAGGAGGAGGAUCGAAACGAGCAGCUCAAGCAGCAGACCAACGUGUUUGCCGCUGUGCCCGAGAGGAAGCUGGUCUUCAAGGGGAAGACGGGCAGCGCCAGCAACAUGGAGGCGUUUGAGAUGAGGUCGCAGGUGGUGUACCCGAUGGAGGGCGGCACGGCGCUCGUCACCUUCGAGGAGGAGGCCGUAGCGAAGAAGAUUUUGGCCCUGAAGCACCACAACGUGGACCUGGGGGACGACUGCAGGAUCAUGCUGGAGGCUCGUCCCGUGGUUCUGAUGCUGCCCCGGCUGGUGGAGAUCGACACCGACGUCUGUCCUCGCCGGAUCCUCAUCUCCGACCUGCCUACCAUGGACACAGAGACCCUGCUCAACAAGCUGGAGAUCCACUUCUCCAAGUCCAGGAACAAAGGCGGGGAGGUGGAGGAAUGCGAGAUGCUGCCGGACUCCGGGACCGUGGUUGUCACGUUCGUGGAAGAAGACGUUGCUAAAAAUUUGACAGAAACAGAGUACCACGACGUCACGCUGCUGCAGAAGAGGCACAAAGUGAGAGUCACGCCUUUCCUCAACGGAACUAUCACCAGCUUGAAGACCAAGAUGGCACCGUGUCCUCGCACCGUGCUGCUGACGGGAAUUCCCGCCAUCAUGGAGCGGGAGAACCUGCAAGACCUGCUGGAGAUCCACUUCCAGAAAAACGGCAACGGCGGCGGCGAGAUCGAAGCGUUCCUGUACAACCCUCAGGGCCACAGCAGCUACGCACUGUUCUCCUCCGGCGGCGAGCAGGAGCAGUAGAUCCUCCCAACGCCGCCGAGUCCAGCCCACACCUGCUCGGUCCAUCAGGGCAGAAAGACGGGCUGACUUCAUUGACGAUGGUGGCAUUUUCUUCACAUCACAUAGUUUUUCCAGUGAAGGAAAUCUUCGAUUCUUCAUUCACAAAAUAGUACCUCUUCCAUAUUAUUUACGAAAUAUUUUAAGCCUUUUUGUGUUUUAUUCCCGCUAGUUUCAACUCACCGUCUCAAAACGUGAUGAAAUCAGAUGUUUUUACCAAAUAUUUUAAUGAUAAUCACAAUCAUAGCUCUAAAAAAAUGCUUGAAACUUUUUUUUUCAAAGAUUUGAGUCUAAAAUACUACCUCAGAAAUCAGUCUUAUUCAAAAUGCAUGGGAUUGUUUCAAAGCAGAGGGGGCGGAGUCCAGAUUUGAUUGACGUCUUGUGCAGCCUGUCACACUGUGAUCAACGCUGGAGGAGAAAAACCUGCUGAAUGUACUUUGUAGUUAUGAAGUAAUUUGAAAAUAUUUAGUAACGUGUAACAGUAACGAAAGUUACUUUGUGCGGGAGUUAAAAGCAGUUUUCUUAAUUGCCAAAAUAAAUCUGGCAAGAACGAGGUGGGCCUUUCAAAAUAAUUCAAGCAUUUUGAUUGGUUGCACAAUUAAAUAGGCCACACCCACAAUGCAGGACAAGUCAUUAGAUCAUUGACACAAGUAGAAAAAAAUGACUUAAUUUGACCUGAAAGCACUCAGAGAAACAUUUAGUCGCGAGUCACGAAGGCAGAGAUGAAUUAUUUAUUGGAAAGAAAGAAUUUUUUUUUUUUUUUCCUGGGGUCUUUAAUAUCCGGAUCAUGUAACUUUGACUUAAGAAAUCUUUCCUUCUGUAAUACCUGCAUUAAGUAAUUUAAAAAUAAAAGUAUUCCUUCAA